AAUAUCAACGAAGGACCUCUCUUAAACCACUAUAAAAACCCUUCAUAAUUUUAUUCUCUAAUCAUCAAAACAACACCAAUUCACUUCAAUAUCUUAACAUCUCUUCUUAAUUAUUUCCUGUGUCGUCAAUAUGACUGUGUCUGUCGAGCACCCGCUACCCGAUUCCCAAGUGGUGGAAAACAAGAACCAGUGUACUACCGAUGAGCUGGUACUGGAUGGAGGGUUUGUGGUGCCUGAUCCGGUGGCUGGUGGCGGCUUUGAUGCACCGGAAAUCAAUGCAUUUGGUCACACUUUCAGAGACUAUGAUGUCGAAAGCUUGCGAAACAAGCAAGUUGAGGAGUUUUACAAGAUGAACCAUAUCAACCAGACAUAUGAAUUUGUGAAGAAGAUGAGAGAGGAGUAUAAGAAACUGGAUAAACUGGAGAUGAGUAUAUGGGAAUGUUGUGAAUUGUUAAAUGAAGUUGUGGAUGAUAGUGAUCCUGAUUUGGAUGAACCACAAAUUGAGCAUUUGUUGCAGACAGCUGAAGCCAUUAGGAAAGAUUAUCCAGAUGAGGAUUGGCUCCAUUUGACUGCACUUAUUCAUGACCUUGGGAAAGUUCUGUUGCUUCCACAAUUUGGGGAGCUUCCACAAUGGGCUGUUGUUGGUGACACACACCCUCUUGGUUGUGCUUUUGAUGAGUCAAUUGUUCACCAUAAGUAUUUUAAAGAAAAUCCGGAUUUGAACAAUCCUGCUUAUCAAACUAAGAAUGGAGUUUAUGAAGAAGGAUGUGGACUAGAAAAUGUGAUGAUUUCAUGGGGUCAUGAUGAUUACAUGUAUUUGGUUGCCAAGGAAAACGGGACCACUUUGCCCCAAGCAGGAUUGUUCAUCAUUCGCUACCAUUCUUUCUAUCCAUUGCAUAGGUCUGGAGCAUACAAACAUUUGAUGAAUGAGGAGGAUGUUGAGAACUUGAAGUGGCUUCAAAUCUUCAACAAGUAUGAUCUCUACAGUAAAAGCAAAGUCCGAGUUGAUGUCGAAAAGGUCAAGCCAUACUAUCUAUCCCUCAUAAAAAAGUAUUUCCCAGAAAAGCUGAGAUGGUGAAGACUCUUAUGUUAAAAGAUAAUUGUUUAUUAGAGGUUAUCAAAAAAUCAUCAAUAGUUUUCUUCUACUGUAAAUGUAUCUAUUAAUAAUUGUUUGCUUUGUAAUUUAUAUCGAAAAUUGAUCAUAUAUCAAGAUAUAAAGUCUCCGAUGGAGUUGAGUUUGUAACAAGGAUAUAAUAGAUAUAAAGUCUCCAAUGGAGUUGAGUUUGUAACAAGGAUGUAAUACAAUGUGAGGAAAGAUUAUUAUGUAUUGUUAUUAUUAUAUUAUUUAUCAUUUAUCUUUAAAUAUUAA
Messenger RNA from Helianthus annuus (common sunflower), 1369 nucleotides. RefSeq names its product inositol oxygenase 2. Gene Ontology annotation, biological process: inositol catabolic process. Bases 131 to 1078 code for a protein of 315 amino acids. Gene Ontology annotation, cellular component: cytoplasm. Lineage: Eukaryota; Viridiplantae; Streptophyta; Magnoliopsida; Asterales; Asteraceae. The transcript is spliced from 9 exons. The record is from RefSeq and is a predicted model, not a curated record. Gene Ontology annotation, molecular function: inositol oxygenase activity; iron ion binding.